Symbiodinium natans is the source of this 2589-nucleotide messenger RNA. NCBI's taxonomy places the organism in Eukaryota, Dinophyceae, Suessiales, Symbiodiniaceae. The record is from the annotation of a GenBank genome assembly.
AUGGACAUCGAGGCAAAGCUCGUCGUCAGCAUCAACCCAGAUGUGCAAGAAGCCACAAAGGAGCUGGAUGCAGCAGACGUUCGCUUUUUCAUGGAUCACUCGAGAACAUUCUCUGCCGACUGGGUGCCAGAGAUGAAUGAUGUGUCAGCGGGGGACUCUUCGACAGCGGACUCGUCGUCCAAGUUGCAAGUUACGUCCGACAUGCAGCUGUCGAAGCCUUCCGAGAACCUCCGCGUCAGUCGCCGAAUCUCCAUGCCGGUGGUGGACUGCGUCGAUGAGAAAAUCCUCGAUGUACAGACACAGGAGUACUACCGCUUCGGGGAGUCUACUUGGGACCUGGUCCUGUUCAUCGGAACCGGUGCCCUCGGGCCCUUGGGCUCCCUUCAAACCUUUCUACUGGCCUUGAGCAGCGUGGCCAUGCAGAUUGUCUUCACUGGCAUCGCUUGGUACAACUUCCUCCAACCCGAAGUGGAUGACACCACAAUCCGGGAUGCCUUCCGCUGGCGUCGUUCAGCAGGCCAUGCGCUGAGCCAGUAUGAUCCGCUCUCGAAGUCGUCACUGGCUGAGAGGGUCUGCGCGCUGGACAUGUCGUUGCCAGCAUCUGGAAUUCAGAUGUCCCUCUAUGAGAACAUCGUCCGGUAUGUGAAGCCUUCAGCCGAAGGCUUCGAGUCCUUCUUCACUGGAGAGCGGCUCUGCCUCGUGGCCCUGAUCUGCUGGUACCUCAUGGUGGCCAAGGAGGUGAACCACGGCUUGGCACUACACCGCGGGAUCAUCGCCACGCCCCUGGGAACCACCCGCAUCAACAGUCGGGAGAACCCGUUCACCCUGGUCACGCACUACAGGCUGAUCGCGGUGUCAAGAUGGCGGAAAGCCGCCAGUGGCUUGCUGCUUGCCUAUCGGUUGCUGGCCGCGGCGGCCCUCCUCUACGUGGGGACUUUCUUCUUGGUGUACACGAUCAACGUCACGGAGCUGAUCCUCAACGCGGUGGCUCUCGCGAUUAUCCUCGACAUCGACGACCUGCUCUUCGAUGCACUGGCCACCACGCCGGGUCGCCACCUGGUGAACCAGAUGGACCCUCUUCCCAUGAAGCCACUACCGCGGCUACGGGGCGCGGACCUCAAAUCCACGUGCAUGCUGGUUCUCAUCCCUCUCGCCACGGCGUUCGUCUACGCCAACAUGCUGGCGCCCAUGGUCACCACCUUAGUGAGUGCCCAGGAGGCCCUGUGCGGAGGUAACCUGAAGUUCGUUUGGACCACAGACGCCCGCAGCGUGGUGCUCUUCAGCCCGACACAGGGCGACGGCUGGAAUGACCCUGGGUUAGAGUUGCAGUUCAAGGCCAUCGAUGAAGCCGAGAUUUUGCUCGAGAGGGAGGAAUCCUCUUGGGGUGUUUGGCUGGAUGGCAUGGACGACCUGGCCGAGACGUCGACGCUGGACGUGGAGCGGGCGGUGGACUUGGCCAACCCACGCUGCGGCGACCUGGGAGACACGGAGCCACUUCGGAACUACCUACGUAGUUUUUUGGGGAACCAGAGCGUCAUGGGGUGUUUGGAUGCCAAACCCUACUGUGACCUCCUAGAUGGGAGCAAGGGCAAGGGCUUUGCUGCACGCAUGUUCUGCUCGGAUACCUGUGGUUGCAAUGAACCAGCCGGAGAGUUUAUGAAAACACAGGGCUGUCCCUACGGGCUGGGCCGGCCUUGCUGGUCCUCGGAGGCCUUCCUGCGGAACCUGCAGCGUUCGAGCUGCGAGGAAAAGUCUGCCGAAGAGCUCCGGUCAGAUGCGUCCUGGUCUCAGUGGGUUCAAUCCGUCAGGGCCGUUGGGGAAUCGGAGGCCACUCGUGAAGGAAAGGCAGAAGCCUUGGUUCUUGCAGAUGCCAUGUGGGAGCAUGGCUGUUCCUUCGGCGACAAGCUUACGGAGAUGAACGUGACAUGGGGGACUUGCUUUUCUUGGAGGUUUGACUGGGGUCUGAAAACCAUGGAAGGCUUCUGCCCAACAACCUGUGGCUGCGACGCCAGCAAGGACGACAGCUCGGCGUGUCCUCGGCCUUUGGGAAGGAACUGCGAGACGAUCUCCGAGUGCAUCUUUGCGGAUUUCAGGUACUACUGUCCUGAUGAGACCUCCAUCCUUGUGGGGAAAGCGGAGCUCAAGCUCAACGACGCAGUCUUCCAGCUGUACUCUGCCCAAGUCGCCUCAGCUCUUCAGGCCUCCCUUGCGAACCUUACUGGGCAUGGCGUGCGACCACGUCAUGUCCAGGUCGCCGAGCGUAUCCCAUCAAGUUCAUCAAGGAGGCUGGUGGCCCGGAGGCUGAACCUAGUGAAGAUGGAAUACUCCUACACCGUCUUCCUCACCGCCCCGGGUGUGGAUGAAACCGCAGCACGGGAGGCGCUGAAAGCGCCCACCGAGCGGGAGGCCAGCGACGCCUUCAUCCAUCACCUCCUUGAGGCGGGGCUGCCGACGGACCAGACGGCCGAUGCCGCAUUGGACAUCAAGGUGAACUCCGCACCCGGUUCCAGCAAUGGCCCUUCCCCUCCCACCAGCAACAUGAGCACUACGAGCACGACGCCCGCGCCGAGCCAUGAGGGGGCCAAGUGA